CAGAGGAGUAAAUCACGGAAAACCCGUUUGAGAGCGCGACAGGGCUCCCGCUUACAGCGCUAACACCGGAAUUGUGAUGCGCACGAGCCCUUCCUCCUCUACUUCUCCUUCUCCUUCUUCUUCUUCUUCUUCUCUUUCCUCUUCUUUUUCUUCUUCUUCUUCUUCUUCGCCGGAGAUUUUAUGGAAUCGGCGUGAUUGGUGUUAUUGUCGCUGCUGUGGUGGCGGUGGUUGUGGCUGUGACUGCUCUGGCUGGCUGCCGUUACCGUUACUCACAUCGCGACCGGCUCGUCUGUUGUGGCCGUGAGAGGGGGGAAACACCACAACAACGGUCACCGACACCGGCGGCAGACCUGCCUCACUGUCUCCCUCCCCUCCGUCUCUCUCUCUCUCCGUGUGUGUGAGCGUGUGUGUGUGUGUGUGUGUCGGUGUCCCUCUGCCUCUAAACCGCACGACAGAAGCAGAAAAAAAAAAAAAAGAAAACACAACUGAAAGCCGCCGGUCGCUUCCUUCAGCCCCACUCUGACUCUGCCGAGGCGAACACAAACUGAAACAACAACAAAACAACAAACAACAAAACAAAGAUGAGUUCAUAUUUCGUCAACUCGCUCUUCUCUAAAUAUAAAAGCGGGGACUCGUUACGUCCGAACUACUACGAGUGCGGUUUCGCGCAGGACCUGGCCGGGAGCCGGCCCACCGUGGUGUACGGCCCGGGCUCCGGCGCCACCUUCCAGCACGCACCGCAGAUCCAGGACUUCUACCACCACAGCGCCUCCACGCUGCCCAGUAACCCGUACCAGCAGAGCCCUUGCGCGGUCACAUGCCACGGCGAGCCGGGCAACUUCUACGGAUACGACGCCCUGCAGCGACAGACGCUUUUCGGGGCCCAGGACGCGGAUCUGGUCCAGUACAGCGACUGUAAGCUGGGAGGCGCACCGGGGCUCGGCGGCGAGGACGCGGAGGGAACCGAGCAGAGCCCCUCACCGACGCAGCUGUUUCCCUGGAUGAGGCCGCAAGUAGCUGCGGGCAGGAGGCGUGGCCGGCAGACCUACAGCCGCUACCAGACUUUGGAGCUGGAGAAGGAGUUCCUGUUCAACCCCUACCUGACCCGGAAACGCCGCAUUGAGGUGUCGCACGCGCUGGCGCUGACGGAGAGGCAGGUAAAGAUCUGGUUCCAGAACCGGAGGAUGAAGUGGAAGAAGGAGAACAACAAGGACAAGUUCCCCAGCAGCAAGAGCGAGCAGGAGGCGGUGGAGAGGGAAAGAAGGGAGAAGGAACUGCGGGAGGGCGGCGGAAGUGGAGGAGGAAGUGGGGAAGGUGGAGGUGGAGGGGGAGGCUCGGUGGCGGUGGCGGGCACGGCGGGAUCACAAGCCCCCGUGAAUGAGGAUUGCUGCGAGAAAACUCAUAAGCAAAUGUAG
Messenger RNA from Toxotes jaculatrix (banded archerfish), 1415 nucleotides. It is a transcript of the gene hoxb8a, whose product is annotated as homeobox B8a. The transcript has 2 exons. Gene Ontology annotation, cellular component: nucleus. Lineage: Eukaryota; Metazoa; Chordata; Actinopteri; Toxotidae. Gene Ontology annotation, molecular function: RNA polymerase II transcription regulatory region sequence-specific DNA binding; DNA-binding transcription factor activity, RNA polymerase II-specific. The coding region runs from base 582 to 1415 and encodes 277 amino acids. Gene Ontology annotation, biological process: regulation of transcription by RNA polymerase II. The record is from RefSeq and is a predicted model, not a curated record.